AUGCUGGAGUUGGCGGCGGCAGCAGUUGCCAUGGAGGAGGGCGAGGAAGAGUUCCCGUGCCCGUCGGUGUGCCGGUGUGACGAAGGCUUCGUCUACUGUAACGACCGGGGCCUGAGCAUGAUCCCUCCGCUACCGUUAACGGCUACCGUUCUCUACCUACAGAGCAACCAGUUGGCCAACUCCGGCCUGCCGCCGUCGUUAGAGCACAGCAGUAGUAUCCGUGUGGUCUACCUUUACGCCAACCAACUAGACGAGUUUCCUAUACACCUGCCGCCAUCGCUACGGGAACUACACCUGCAGGACAACAACAUUCGGACGUUGCCACGCACAACAUUGGCCAGGUUACCAUUACUAGAGAGGCUACACCUGGACGACAACUCCAUCUCCACGGUGAGCAUCCAGGAGCGGGCCUUCUCCGGCACGCCGCGGCUGAGGUUACUCUUCCUCUCCCGGAACCACCUGUCCAGCAUCCCAGCCGGCCUCCCGGCUUCUUUAGAGGAGCUGAGGUUAGACGACAACCGCAUCAACACCAUCCCCACCCACGCCUUCCGGGGCCUGGCCUCACUGAGACGCCUGAUCCUGGACGGGAAUCUCCUGGCCAACACCCGCAUCGCCGACGACACCUUUUCCCGCAUGGCCAACCUCACGGAGCUGUCGCUCGUCCGCAACGCCCUGCAGGCCCCGCCCAUCAACCUGCCCAGCACACACCUGCUGAGACUGCACCUGCAGGACAACGGGCUGAUCCACGUGCCCCGGGGGACCCUGGACGGGAUGAGGAAGCUGCAGAGGCUGGACCUGUCAGGUAACCAACCAGGGGUUGGAACAGAGUUCCCAAAGCUAAAUAAUUCCCAUAGCUAGAAUCCUAAGAUUUUACAUUGCUGAGUUUCCAGAGUCUAGACUAAAACGCAGCCUGUAUUUUGCAGAGUAACUUUAGUGAACUACUCAGAAAAUAUGCAGCAGAUUAGCGUAUUAUAUUACAGCAGGUCCCAUACUAGUGACUUGUGUCCAUUUCCAUCCCUGCAGGUAACAACCUGACCACUCUGCCCCGGGGGCUGCUGAGGGACACGGACGGCUUAGAGCUGUUUCUGCUCCGGGGGAACCCCUGGUACUGUGGCUGCAACCUGCACUGGCUCCAGGCCUGGCUGUAUGGCCGCGGGGCAGCGGUGACGGUACGGGGCCUGACCUGCCACGGGCCGGAGGCGGUGCGAGGCCAGGCCCUCAGGGACAUCUCUGGGCUCAUGGACCAGUGUGAAGGCCCCCCAGGAGGGGUGAACACUGUCUCUAGUACUACCACCACCUUCCCCCCCACCCAGGGCUCUAUGUUUACCCUCAGGGCCAUGCGGCCGGGCCUGGUGAUGACGUUACCACCGGGAGGAGGAGAGGCAGGGGGGGCACGCCUCACACGACACUCUAGAACUCACGGUGAAGCCUCUGUCUGCGGACAGCGUGCAAGUGACGUGGCUGUGCCCACGGCCGGCGCCCUCCUUCCGGCUGUCAUGGCUAAGGCUGGGCAGCAGCGCCGCUCUGGGUUCCAUCACAGAGACGCUGGUCCCCGGGGAGAGACAGCAGUACCUACUGACCCAGCUCACGCCACGAUCACACUACCUCAUCUGCCUGCUCCCCCUGCGCUCCUCUUCCUCCCACUCUGGAGGGUCACAGAGAGGACCGCAGCAGGAAAAGGACACAAUGGACCAGAGCCCCGUCUGCGCUCAGAUUGAGACGGGGGAGGCUCUGCGCCCCGAGGGGGGAGACGGGGGUGAGGACUCGAACACAGAGAUGGCAGCCCUCCCCCUGGCUGAGAUCAUCGGCGGAGCCACGGCCCUCGUCUCCCUCAUACUCAUCUUCGGCAUCUUCUGCUGGUACGGCCAGCGCGCCGGGUACGUCUCGGGGGAAACAGACUCCUAUGGGGUCAGAGGACAGCGCGGGGUCGGAGUGGGGAAGCCGUAUGAUGACUACGUGGAGUCCGGCACUAAGAAGGACACCUCCAUCCUGGAGAUCAGGAGCCCCAGCUUCGCCAUGACGCCCAUGACGACCCAUCAGCCACUGCAACCCAAAGGAGGGGAGGACGUGACUUACGUGCACACAAUCUUCCCCUCAUCGCACGGUAACGGCACCUACCGGAGCAACCAGAGUCACAACGGCAUCAUCAACCAAAUGGGUCACACAGCGGGCUACAGGACCAACCGGGGUUACCGGGAGCAAGGGAUGAUCCCGGAUAUAGACUACACCUACACGUGA
Molecule: messenger RNA, 2238 nt
Organism: Coregonus sp. 'balchen'
Lineage: Eukaryota; Metazoa; Chordata; Actinopteri; Salmoniformes; Salmonidae
Source: the annotation of a GenBank genome assembly